Molecule: messenger RNA, 1011 nt
Organism: Phytophthora infestans T30-4
Lineage: Eukaryota; Oomycota; Peronosporomycetes; Peronosporales; Peronosporaceae
Product: 3-ketodihydrosphingosine reductase, putative
Exons: 2
Coding region: 1-1011 (336 amino acids)
Biological process (GO): sphingolipid biosynthetic process
Cellular component (GO): endoplasmic reticulum membrane
Molecular function (GO): 3-dehydrosphinganine reductase activity
Source: RefSeq, a predicted model, not a curated record
AUGGCCGCAGAUCUUUGGUGGGUGGGCGUGUUGGUCGCCGGCGUCGUCGUGGGCGUCUCCAUCGUGUCGUUCGUAGUGACGAAGCUCCGCGCUCCAGGGUUUAAAGUGGACGGCAAGCACGUGUUCAUCACUGGCGGCAGCUCCGGUCUGGGUCUUGCGCUAGCCAAGAAGUACGCACAGAAAGGAGCCAAGGUUUCUAUCAUUGCGCGUGGACUGGACAAGCUGGAGGAGUCCAAGACGGAGAUCGAGGGCGUCCGUAAGAACGCGGACGCAGGAGUCUUCAUCCAGUCGUGCGACGUGGCGGACUUUGCCAGUGUUCAGAAGGCUGUGGAUGCUGCCAACAAGUUCCACGGACGCGCCACGGACCACGUGGUGUGUUCGGCGGGUUUCGCUGCCCCCGGUUACUUCUUGGAGCAGGACGUGAGUCUGUACAAGAAGAUCAUGGACGUCAACUACUUCGGCACGCUGCACACCAUCAAGGCGGCAUUGCCGGCCAUGGUGCAGCGCUCGGAGGAAGGUGGAGAAGGUGGCCACAUUGUGUUGGUGAGCUCUGGUCUCGGUCUCAUCUCGUGGAUUGGCUACGCGCAGUACGCUGCCCCCAAGUACGCUCUACGUGGCCUGGCCGAGUCGCUGCGCAACGAGCUCAAGCUCUUCGGUAUUCGCGUGAGUAUCUUCUACCCGGGCAACAUUGACUCACCCGGCUUCGUGGAGGAGAACCGUACUAAGCCUCCUGAGACCAAGACCAUCGAAGGUGUGAGUGAGCCUCUACACCCGGACAAGGUGGCGCAGUCUCUGAUCAACGGAGUGAGCGACGGCGAGUUCAGCAUCACCAACGACCCCAUGAUCUUCAUCCUCCGCGUCUUGGCUAAUGGUGUUGCGCCUCGCUCUAACACGAUGCUCGAGACGGCGUUGCUGCCACUGCUCAUUCCUAUCCAAGUGGGCUUCGGCUUCUUCAUGGACUUCAUCGUGUGGCAGAAGCGUACGCGUGAGAAAAAGUCCAAGGACCAGUAA